AGCUUCGACGAGGUGGUCAAGCUGUGUGACUCUUCAUCCCCUGUGGCCUUUCUGGAGGCUGGGAAACAGUUCCUACAAAUGAGGAAAGGGCCGCCCCGGGCCGGCGUGACGGUCACCACCCCUAACGCUAGCGAAGAUGGGGAAUUUAAGACAGAGUACCUGGUGGUGGGGAAGCGUAACCCCAGCAUGGCAGCGUGUCAGAUGCUGUGCCAGUGGCUGGAGGACUGCCUGGCAUCCAGCACCUCUAACAGGCCCUGUGGCAUCAUGCAGACCCCCUGCCAGUGCUGGGAGCCCCCUCCUCCUCCACAGCUCAGUGAAGGAGAUGGAUGCUACAGGAACGGGUUCUAUCUGGAGAACUGCCUACCCAGUGCCGAUGAGAAGAGUGAUACUGACAGCAACAGUGGCUGGAGUGUGUGGGCGGAGUGGAAGGAGUGCAGCAGUGACUGUGGUGGUGGCGUCCAGACCCGGAGCCGUACCUGUCAAUCUCCCCCGGAGGAGACAUACCUGUGUGAGGGAGUGGUGGAGGAGGGAAGGCCCUGUAACCCACAGCCAUGCAGUGGCAAAGGCCGUCAUCUCACUCGCAGCCAAUCACUUCGCUCCGUGGACAGCCGCAAGCGUGAUGGCGGCGGUGGCGAGGUAGACAAGACGCGAGGCGGUGGCGGCGGACAGCAGGCCCCACAGACAGUGGAUCAGACUGCGUCAGGUGAGGAGUGGUCGUCGUGGAGUGUGUGUUCGGCCACAUGCGGUGAGAGCUGGCAGAGCCGCACGCGUUUCUGUGUCUCCUCCUCCUACAGCACCCAGUGCAGCGGCCCGCUCCGAGAGCAGAGGCCCUGCAACAACUCUGCCGUCUGUCCAGUGCAUGGGACUUGGGAUGAGUGGUCGCCAUGGAGCUUGUGUUCGUCAACCUGCGGCCGUGGUUACCGGGAUCGCACGCGCAGCUGCAAGCCCCCUCAGUUUGGGGGAGACCCCUGUAUGGGGCCGGAGAAGCAGACCAAGUUCUGCAACAUCGCUGUCUGCCCAGUUGAUGGGGUGUGGAAUGAGUGGGCUAAUUGGGGUUCAUGCUCUGCGUCCUGCUCCAACGGGACCAUGCAGCGCAUCAGGGAGUGUAACGGACCUUCGUACGGAGGAUCAGAGUGUCGCGGGGAGUGGAUAGAGACCAGAGACUGCUUCCUACGGGAGUGCCCAGUGGAGGGGAAGUGGCAUCCUUGGACGUCGUGGGUGGGCUGCACCAAGACAUGUGGUGGGGGGAGCCAACAGAGACAGAGGAUUUGCUAUGGGCCCUUCUUUGGGGGUGAAAAUUGCCCUGGAGAUCGGGAGGAGGUGCGACACUGCAAUGAGAAGCGGUGUCCAGAACCUCAUGAGAUCUGUGCAGAGGAGAACUUCUCCAACGUAGUGUGGAAAAUGACUCCAGCAGGGGACACAGCGGCCGUACGCUGCCCUCCCAAUGCAAAUGGGCUGAUCCUGAGACGGUGCACCCUGGAUGAUGAGGGAAUAGCCUACUGGGAGAACCCCACUUAUAUGAAGUGUAUCUCCAAUGACUACCGCAGCAUCCAAACACUGACUCGGGAACACCUGUCCAAGGCCCAGCGGGGGCUUGUGGGGGAUGGAGUUUCAGAGGUGAUGACCAAGCUCAGGGUGACGUCCAGCGAUGGGACCAGCUACAGUGGAGACUUGCUGGCCAUAGUGGACGUACUGAAGAACAUGACAGAGAUCUUCAGAAGGGCCUACAACAGCCCCAGCAAUGCAGACAUGAGAAACUUUGUCCAGUCAGUCAGUAACCUGCUGAUGGAGGAGAACAGAGAGAGAUGGGAAGAAGCACAACUGUUGGGUCCUAACAUCAAGGAGCUGUUCCGGUUGGUGGAAGACUUUGUGGACGUCUACGGUCUUAGGAUGAAAGACUUCCAGGACAUGGUCGAGGUCACGGAUAACUUAGUUCUGUCCAUCCACAAGCGUCCGGUGGCGGGUAAUGCAGACAUCAGCUUCCCUAUGAAGGGCUGGAAGGGGAUGAUGGACUGGGCCCGCAGCUCUGAGGACAGAGUUACUGUCUCCAAGAACAUCCUCUCCACAGGCAAGCCAGAUACAGAUGACUUGUCAGCGUUUGUCACUGGGAUCGUUCUCUACAGAAACCUGGGCAGCAUCCUAUCUCUACAGAGAAACAGCACCGUGCUCAACUCCAAGGUGGUGUCUGUGACCAUCAAGCCCACCCCAGGAUCCCUCUCUACCCCGGUGGAGGUCCAGUUCUCACACCUUUACAACGGCACCACAAACCAGACCUGCAUCUCCUGGGACGAGAGUGACAGCUCUUCGCUGCUCGGAUCGUGGUCUGCCAGGGGCUGCAGAGCCGUGCCUGUCGACUCAUUGAGAACCAAAUGCGUGUGUAACAGACUCUCAACCUUCGCCAUUUUAGCACGGCUAAAUCCUGACAUGAACAUGGAUAAAAUGCAGCUUCCCUCUGUGACCCUGAUGGUGGGCUGUGGAGUCUCCUCCCUCACCUUGCUGCUUCUCAUCAUCAUCUACGUGUCGGUCUGGAGGUACAUUCGCUCCGAGCGCUCCGUCAUCCUCAUCAACUUCUGCCUCUCCAUCAUCUCCUCCAACGCCCUCAUCCUCAUUGGUCAGACGCAGACACGGAACAAGGUGAUCUGCACGUUGGUCGCUGCUUUCCUGCAUUUCUUCUUCCUGUCGUCGUUCUGUUGGGUUCUGACAGAGGCGUGGCAGUCAUACAUGGCUGUGACUGGCCGGCUGAGGAACCGCAUCAUCCGCAAGAGAUUCCUGUGUCUGGGCUGGGGUCUACCUGCUCUGGUUGUGGCAGUCUCUGUGGGUUUCACCAAAGCUAAGGGAUAUGGCACCGUCAACUACUGCUGGCUGUCUCUGGAAGGUGGUCUGCUUUAUGCGUUUGUGGGACCGGCUGCCGCUGUGGUCUUGGUUAACAUGGUUAUCGGGAUUCUCGUAUUUAACAAACUGGUGUCCAAAGACGGCAUUACUGAUAUGAAACUGAAGGAGAGGGCAGGUCAGAUGACAGUACCACUGUACAAUAUGACGCUCAAAUGUGCCAAGUGCGGAGUUAUCUCGUCGGCUGACGUUUCUACCACAGCUACCAGUAACGCCAUGGCGUCGCUGUGGAGCUCCUGUGUGGUUCUGCCUCUCCUGGCCCUCACCUGGAUGUCUGCUGUCCUGGCCAUCACCGACCGCCGCUCCUCCCUCUUCCAGAUCCUGUUCGCUGUGUUUGAUUCGCUGGAAGGCUUCGUCAUCGUCAUGGUGCAUUGCAUCCUGCGCCGAGAGGUUCAAGAGGCAGUGAAGUGUCGGGUAGUGGACCGCCAGGAGGACGGGAAUGGAGACUCAGGGGGAUCUUUCCAGAACGGACACGCUCAGCUUAUGACUGAUUUCGAGAAAGACGUCGACAUGGCUUGCAGAGGAGGUAAGAGUACCGGCAAAAAAAAGAGUACUCUGAAGCGUUCCUCUCUCCAGGGUGAUGAGAACCCAUCCUCCCAGCCCCUGACCCUUCAGAAGGGCUCUAACUUCAACACCAUGCCUGCCAGCAUGGCCAAGGUCCACCUCCAGAAUGUGGCAGACUACCCCAGUCAUACUCUCACCCUGCGCAGGGAGAAGGGUGGCGCCACCAAGGGCAUCAGCACCGAGCUGCCGGGAGCCAAGUCCAUCUACAUCUGUGACGGGGAGCUCUUUAAACAGCUGGACGGGGAGCUGUCUCCACGGGAGACAGGGGAGGCCGGGGGGCCUGAGGGCACAGGGUACAUCAUCCUGCCUAACAACAACAACACUGGGACCCUGGGGCGGCCCGGAAAGGGCAGCAAGGAGGACACGACGGCCAAGUACAACAUCAGCAUUGAGCAGCAGAUGCCCCAGACCAGGCUCAUCCACCUGGCCAACUCGGCGGGGGUGGAGGGCGUCCCGGGUUUCGCGCUGAAGAGCCUGCCUGCAGACCUGGUCAGUGUCUCCUGCUCAGAGAGGGAGUCGCCCGUCCACAACAUGCAGAACGUCUCUGGAGAAUCCCACAUGACCAACAGCAUGUGUGAACAGGGUGAUUCUGGGAACUCUGGAAUGAUGUCCAAGAGCGAGACCGUGUCCACGCUCUCCAUGAGCUCCCUGGAGAGACGAAAAUCUCGCUAUGCGGAGCUGGACUUUGAGAAGAUCAUGCACACACGGAAGCGUCACCAGGACAUGUUCCAGGACCUGAACAGGAAGAUCCACAGUGCAGACCAGGACAGGGCGUCUCCGCCUGGCGAUGGGAAGGCAGGGAAGAGGUGGAGUGUGUCCUCAGCAGGCAGCGACAAGACCAACAUGAGUGACAAGCAGCAGACACCCAGUAAGAGAGCCUGGGAGGGCAUCAGGAAGACCCAAUCUCCCCCGUCGUGGAUGAGGAAGGACCUGGAGCCCUUGGCGGCCUCUCCCCUGGAGCUGCAGAACGUGGAGUGGGAGAAGGCCAGCGCCACCAUCCCUCUGGUGGGACAGGAGCUCAUGGACCUGCAGACAGAGGUGUGAGACUGAGACAGAGAGACAGACGGAGAGAGAGACAGAGAGCAGCCAACCCCGUCCCCCAGCCCAGCUCUCAGACAGACAGACAGACAGACAGACACUUUCCCUUCCCGCAGCUCCACGUCUCAAUCUCACUCUGAGAACCAACGACCAAAUGAUCAAUGACCAACGAAACGGGCAGGGGUGAGUGAGAGGGGAGAGAGAGAGAGAGAGAGAGAGAGGGGGAGAGAGAGAGAGAGAGAGAGAGAGAGAGAGAGAGAGAGAGAGAGAGAGAGAGAGAGAGAGAGAGAGAGAGAGAGAGAGAGAGAGAGAGAGAGAGAGAGAGAGAGAGAGAACAAUUGCCUGUUAAAUGGGGGGGAAGAGGAACAGGUUUGCGGUGCAUUUUGUUAUAUUUUCUUAUUGCUGCUGGAAUCAGUUUUUUGUUUACUAUGUCAGACAGUCAUAUAUCUGGUCUGUUAUUAUCCACAUUAUUACUUCACUGGACACAUACUUGAGUCCCUCUCUCCUCCUGGUAGAUCUCUGUGGAUGGUUAGCCAGUUUGGCAGUUGGGUGGUGUAGGUAGUGUAGGUUAAAAGGACAGACUGCAACUGCCUAUGGACUCUUCACCAGCCUGCUAACAGAUCACCUGGACCAGCCAUACAGUUCAUGUUCCAACCAAGCCUUUAGGCAAUGGACCUGGUCUGGACAAGAGCUUCACCCAACAUACAGUACAUGUUCCAACCAAACUACAUGUCCAGUACAUGUCCCAAACACGCCUAGGCAGUGGAGGAGGCAGACUGCUGGACCAUAACCAUGUGCCUCUCCAUGCCAACUAAGAGCCCCACCCUCCACUGCACUGUUAGACAGUUUCCCCACCCCCUUGACAGGAAGAGAGCAGAUCGAUGACAUCAGCCAGCCAAAAGGGUGGAAAACCCUGCCAUUGGUGGGUGCCAUAGUGACAUCAGCAUAGACCAACAAGAAUGAGAUAUCUCAUUUGCGGAUGCCCUUAAUGACAUGACUGAAAGCCAAGAUGGCCAUAUCUCAUUGGUGGAAGCCUCUAUGACCUCAGCAGAAGCCAAGGAGACACUGUUUUGAUUGGUUGACUGAUUGAUUGAUGUACCAGCAGGCUAGGUUCAUUUGUGGCAAAUUUAAUUCUGCUUGUUCGGCAAAUGCAGGUGGUAAAAAAUGAAGGACACUCAUGUCACAAAGUAUAUAAAGAAUUAUUCUUAAUGUUGACAAUGGAAAUGAAUAAAUAUAAAAAUAUAUAUGAUAAAUACUGUACAGGACAUGACAGAGGUUGUGACUCUGCAGUAUGGGGUUAGGAUUAGUUGCACACAGAGAAAGCACAAGGCUCUUUUGGAGUCCUGUUGUACAGCAAUGUAAUUAUUUCAACAGAGUUCUACAGAAUGAAUUUUAGCCUAUAAAUAUCUUUCUUACUGUGCUUGGGGAUUAUUGUUGUCAUUAUUAUAAUUAUGACCAUGAUUAUUCAGAUUACAUCUGCGUCCGAAAUGGCACCCUAUUCCCUAUGUAGUGCACUGCUUUUGACCAGGUCAAAUGACAGGGAUUAACACCAGGUUAAAAGUAGUGCGCUAUAUAGGGAAUAGGGUGCCAUUUCAGACACAUCUUAUGAUUCCCCUCCCAUCCUUUUCAGGGUACUGGAAUAUGAGUGUUCUGUAACUCCAUGUAACAGUGUGUGUUUUGGUAUCACUGACUGUCACUCCUUCCUCAGAUCUGUACCUGUCUGACAUGAACCCUGGCCUCUGUCCCCUGACCUUUAACCUCCACCGCCCCCUCCUUUUUAGUUCACUGGGGUUGACUCUUUGUUAAUGUACAGUUUUCAGAGCACAAAAUGAAUGUGUCAUAUUUCUAAUAAAAUAUAUCUAUAU
Messenger RNA from Oncorhynchus gorbuscha (pink salmon), 6356 nucleotides. RefSeq names its product adhesion G protein-coupled receptor B1-like. Bases 79 to 4497 code for a protein of 1472 amino acids. Gene Ontology annotation, biological process: negative regulation of angiogenesis; engulfment of apoptotic cell; adenylate cyclase-activating G protein-coupled receptor signaling pathway. Gene Ontology annotation, cellular component: postsynaptic density; dendrite; plasma membrane. Gene Ontology annotation, molecular function: G protein-coupled receptor activity. The record is from RefSeq and is a predicted model, not a curated record. NCBI's taxonomy places the organism in Eukaryota, Metazoa, Chordata, Actinopteri, Salmoniformes, Salmonidae. The transcript is spliced from 31 exons.